GUACGUCGAACGGCAGAUGUACUUUCAAACAUGGCCGCUUCUCCGUCUUGAAACGACCAUUACCGUUUUCCCAUUUCAAUUAAAACACUUAUAACUAAUCUGUGCAAUUAAAAACGACAUAACUCCGUUCGAUUUUCACUAAUUUUCCUUUUGUACAUCAGUUUUGUUUUUGACACCAGUCAGAAAUAACGUCAAAAAUAUGUACAACAGCACCGGUUAUCCAAUGUAUCAACAGCAACGUACAACCCAAAAUCAAGGUUAUGGCAAUCAAUUUUGGAAAUCUCAAAAUGGCAACACAGAAAAUGCAGAUUUUGGUGGUGCAAUGUUUAAACCCAUGAAUAAGGCCCCAGGUGAAUUAUUAAGAAAGCCAAACUGGACUCGUGAAUCUCUUCAACCGUUCAAAAAAGAUUUUUAUACUCCCCAUGUAGAUACUGUUAGCAGGAGUCCAGAUGAAGUAAAUUUGUAUCGUGUUGAUAAAGCAAUUACUAUUCGUGGUGCAAAUGUUCCAGAUCCUAGUCAAUUCUUUAUUGAAGGUAAUUUCCCUGAAAGUGUUGUGCAAGAAUUAAAAAAACAAGGAUUUUCUGAACCUACUGCAAUUCAAGCUCAAGGAUGGCCAAUAGCAUUAAGUGGCCGAGAUCUUGUAGGCAUUGCUCAGACAGGCUCCGGAAAAACAUUAGCAUAUAUGCUACCAGCAGCUGUGCACAUUAGUAAUCAAGAACCUCUUCAACGUGGGGAUGGACCUAUUGCCUUAGUAUUAGCUCCAACUAGAGAAUUAGCUCAACAAAUACAAAGUGUUGCAAAAAUGUUUAGCUCAAGUAUUCGUAACACUUGCAUAUUUGGCGGUACUCCCAAAGGACCUCAAGCUCAUGAUUUACAAAACGGGGUUGAAAUUGUAAUUGCUACUCCUGGACGAUUAAUUGAUUUCUUAGAGCGUGGAUCCACUAACUUGAAACGUGUGACUUACUUAGUACUUGAUGAAGCUGAUAGAAUGUUGGAUAUGGGAUUUGAACCACAGAUAAGAAAAAUUAUUGAACAGAUAAGGCCUGAUAGACAAGUAUUGAUGUGGUCUGCAACUUGGCCUAAAGAAGUUCAAGCAUUAGCUGCAGAUUUCUUAGUUGACUAUAUUCAAAUAAAUGUAGGUUCUUUAGAACUUGCUGCUAAUCAUAAUAUUCAACAAAUUAUUGAAGUUUGUGAAGAUCAUGAAAAAGAUUAUAAGUUGUUUGAUCUUUUAAUGAAAAUAUCAAAUGAACCUGGGUUCAAAGCUAUUAUUUUUGUUGAAAAAAAGAAAAAAGUUGAUGAGUUAACGAGGCAAAUAAAGAAUGAAGGGUAUGUAGCAACAUCCAUGCAUGGUGAUAAAUCUCAACAAGACCGUGAUCAUGUAUUAAAUGAAUUUAGAAAUGGAAAAUCACCCAUAUUGGUUGCUACUGAUGUAGCUGCUCGUGGAUUAGAUGUUGAUGACGUAAAGUAUGUCAUCAAUUUUGAUUAUCCAAACUCUUCAGAAGAUUAUGUUCAUAGAAUUGGUAGAACUGGUCGUUCUAAACAAGCUGGUAUUGCGUAUACAUUCUUUUCUACAAAUAACAUGCGCCAAGCAAAAGAUCUUAUUUCAAUAUUAGAAGAAGCUCAUCAAGUAGUUCCAGAUGAACUUAUUGAAAUGGCAAAUAUGGCAAAAAAUCACAUGUCAAGUCGAGCUAAAUGGACCAAUCGUUAUCGUGAUGUUAAUACACCACUGGCAACUCAAACACCCUAUGGGCAAUCAAACAAUGUCAGAACUGCUAAUACCAACUAUACUAAUGGGUCUGGUUACGGAGGUGGCGGCUAUGGAAAUAACUUUAAUAAUUAUAGUAAUGGAGCUACCAAUUAUCCUAAUGGAUCUUUUGGCAAUGGUCAAAAUUAUCAAAAUAAAAGUUACAAUAAUGAACAUAAAAAUGGAACAUACCAAUCAGGGACCGGUAGUAUACCUCGUAAUGUUCAAAAAUUCCAAAACCCUCAAUAUCAAACUCAACAAUAUAAUGCAAAUGCUGGUCAAAAAUAUGGACAAAAUCAGAACACAGUUGGCUAUAACCGCGGUCAAAAUGGCUACACUAAUAAUCCACGCACCAAUUAUCAACCCAAUCGCUAUAACCAACAACGCCAGUUUUCCAAUAUGGCCGAUAUGUAUGCAAGUACCUUGCCACCUCAGUAUAUGAUGAAUAAUGCUGGUGAUGCUUCCAUUCAACCUUUACUGACACAUAAGUUCUUCCAACAGAACCGUCCCCCAACUGCUACUCAAGAAGCGUUCCCAAAUGGCUACACCACUGUGCCACAAGCAGGAUAUCCAUACUACGGUCAACCUCAGACAGUCCAACAAUAAACAAAACAUAAAACUCAUAUUUAAUGAUUGUGACUUCUAUCAUAUUUUUUGGAUUUAGGGGCUAAUUUUUUUUUUUCUUCCAGUGUUUAAUUGCAAAAGAAGUCACAUUCCAA
This is a messenger RNA of Sipha flava (yellow sugarcane aphid), 2463 nucleotides long. RefSeq names its product ATP-dependent RNA helicase dbp2-like. NCBI's taxonomy places the organism in Eukaryota, Metazoa, Arthropoda, Insecta, Hemiptera, Aphididae. Gene Ontology annotation, molecular function: RNA helicase activity; ATP binding; RNA binding. Gene Ontology annotation, cellular component: nucleus; ribonucleoprotein complex; cytoplasm. The record is from RefSeq and is a predicted model, not a curated record.